GUGGAUGGCCACGCGACUAAAAUUAUAUUACAUGAUGUUCUACACAUGCCGUUGGCUUCUAAAAACCUGAUAUCAGUGUCUAAAUUAGAUGAAGCCGGAGGUCGUGCCAUAUAUGGAAACGGAAAAGUCCGGCUUCUAAGUCCCGCCGGCAACACUUUAGCUGUGGGCACCCUCCGCAAUCGACUUUAUUAUUUUGAUUGUGAGCCAAUAACAAAAGAACGUGCUUAUAUAAGUGACGAACCAUGCGCACGAACGUGGCUUGACUGGCAC
Coniophora puteana RWD-64-598 SS2 is the source of this 270-nucleotide messenger RNA. RefSeq lists its product as uncharacterized. The transcript has a single exon. The record is from RefSeq and is a predicted model, not a curated record. Lineage: Eukaryota; Fungi; Basidiomycota; Agaricomycetes; Boletales; Coniophoraceae. The annotation marks the transcript as partial.